Messenger RNA from Naegleria fowleri, 402 nucleotides. RefSeq lists its product as uncharacterized. The record is from RefSeq and is a predicted model, not a curated record. Bases 1 to 402 code for a protein of 133 amino acids. Lineage: Eukaryota; Heterolobosea; Eutetramitea; Acrasida; Naegleriidae. The transcript has a single exon.
AUGCUCACUGAGAAAUUUAUGAAACGACUCCAAGAGUUAUGGAAUGCAGAUUCAACCAUUCCCUCCACUUUAAAAUCCAUCAAUUUCAAUGCCAAUGUUGGAUACGGCUAUCAAGGUGAGGAAAACCCCGCCACUGUGCUCGUCAUUAAAGAAGGAACUGCCAUUCAAGCCAAAAUGUAUGAAGGAGAGGAAUUGGAUUGGGACAUUCGAUGCAAGCAAGAGAAUUGGAUUUAUUAUAUGAAGAAUGGUUUGGGCCUCACUGCCUUAGCAUCGGCCUACAGCAUGGGAUGGAUGAAAUUCUUGAAAGGAGAUUACUUUGCCAUGAUUAAGAAUCCAUCCAUGAUCGGACCCUUCAUUAAGAGUUUUGAAUUAAUGUCGCAAGUGUAUAAAGAACAACAAUAA